AUGAAGGCUCAGGAUCUGAAUCAAAUAGCAAUUCGCGCCCAAAAGCAACUCCUCACAAACCCUAACCCCCAAUUGUUGAACCCUUUACUAUCACUUCUCAGAAAUUCGAAAAAUGCAUUCUUUCAUCUCUACAACCAAAUGCUCUCACACCCUUUCUCCCACAACCACUACACCUUCACCCACGCCAUCAAGGCCUGCUCCUCCCACCACGCGCACUCCAAGGCGCUCGAAAUCCACGCGCGGCUCAUCAAAUCCGGUCACCAUGUCGACAUCUUCAUCCAGAACUCGCUCCUCCACUCCUACCUCGCCCGCAACGACGUCGUCUCCGCCUCAAACCUCUUCCGAUCGAUUCCCUCCCCCGAUGUCGUUUCAUGGACCUCACUGAUAUCGGGCCUCGCCAAAUCGGGCUUCGAGGCCCAAGCCCUUCAACAUUUUUCCGCAAUGAGCUCGGAGCCCAGAAUUGUCGAACCCAAUGCAGCCACCCUUGUCGGCGCGUUGUGCGCGUGUUCGUCGCUCAGGACUCUGAGGCUCGGCAAGUCCGUUCACGCUUACGGCGUGAGGAUGAUUGCCAACACUAAUAUUGUUUUUGACAACGCGGUGUUGGACUUGUACGCAAAGAGCGGGUCGUUGAAAUAUGCGAAGAACCUGUUCGAUAAAAUGUCUGUGAGGGACGUGAUUUCUUGGACCACUUUGUUGAUGGGUUACGCGCGUGGUGGUCACUGCGAGGAGGCUUUUGGUGUGUUCAAACGAAUGGUGCAUAGUGCAGAAGCUGAACCUAACGAGGCAACUGUAGUAACUGUUUUAUCAGCAUGUGCCUCUAUCGGAGCAUUGAGUUUGGGGGAGUGGGUGCAUUCGUAUAUUGACUCACGACACGACCUUGUGGUUGAUGGAAAUAUUGGGAAUGCUUUGCUCAACAUGUAUGUGAAAUGUGGAGACAUGCAAGUGGGGUUUAGGGUUUUUGACAUGAUUGAGCACAAGGAUGUUAUCUCGUGGGGCACUGUUAUCUCCGGGCUUGCCAUGAAUGGUUAUGGGAAAAGAACAUUGGAGGUAUUUUCACGCAUGUUGGUUGAAGGGGUUGAGCCUGAUGAUGUUACUUUUAUUGGGGUGUUAUCUGCAUGCAGCCAUGCGGGGUUGGUGGAUGAAGGGGUUAUGUUUUUCAAAGCAAUGAAGGAUUUUUAUGGCAUUGUGCCACAGAUGAGGCAUUAUGGUUGUGUUGUGGAUAUGUAUGGACGUGCUGGUUUGUUUGAGGAAGCUGAGGCUUUCCUUAAAAGCAUGCCUGUGGAAGCUGAAUGGUCUAUUUGGGGAGCUCUUCUUCGAGCUUGCAAAAUCCAUGGUAAUGAAAAGAUGUCUGAAUGGAUAAAGGGACAACUCAGGGGGAAAAGUGUUGGUGUUGGUACCCUUGCUUUGUUGUCUAACAUGUAUGCCAGUUCUGAACGAUGGGAUGAUGCUAAUAAGAUUCGGAAGAGUAUAAGAGGCACUGGAGUGAAGAAAGUUGCUGGAUGUAGCUGGGUAGAGCUUGAGGUUUACAAUAACAGAUCGGAUUCAAAUGUGUGUGCUGCCUAACAAGGAGGAUAUUAUCAAUGAAGCUUUGACAUGGAGAAUGGUACUACCAACAAUGAUAUAACCUCAUGAGGUUGAAUAUGAGUGCAGAUCUUAGCAUUACUCUGUUCAUAUGUAGAGUCAAUAUGUGAUUCUUCUCAGAAUCGCAGCAGCGACCAGAUCCUACUACAAGAACAGACCGAGGCUGUACUAAAAAAUGAACCCCCUUGGAAAUCCCAACACCAGUGUGGUAGCAACAGGAUCCGAAGCACAGAACUUCAACGCAUCAUUCAUAACCUCCGCAAACGCAGUAGGUUCAUGCUCCUCUUAAACUACACGAACUAAGAUUAGAUGGAACAAUGCCAUCAUCACCAUAAUUUGUGCUCUUCAAAUAAGUUGUUUAAUUUCAAAAUUGUGAAUCCUUGUUGAUGGAAAUUUUCCUUAAAUACAAUACUUGUGAAUUUAAACAUUAGUUCCCAAAAGGUUACGGACUCUCAAUUUUGUUCUUAUGUGCAAAUGGUUCUUAAAUUGCUUCCUAUUAGUACAAACUUUACAAGUUUGAUCUCUGCUA
Messenger RNA from Vigna unguiculata (cowpea), 2110 nucleotides. RefSeq names its product pentatricopeptide repeat-containing protein At2g29760, chloroplastic pseudogene. The record is from RefSeq and is a predicted model, not a curated record. Lineage: Eukaryota; Viridiplantae; Streptophyta; Magnoliopsida; Fabales; Fabaceae.